AUGAGUGAGCUCUUAUCAUAUAUCCUUAGCCAUGAGGAUGCCUUCCGCAAGGCUCGUUUACCAUCACUAUACUCCGACUUUUCUCCCCAAAAACAGACGAAUCCAGAUGGCUACAAUAGCAAUGUAACCGCAUGGCAACGGGCUUUAGCGAACGCCGCUCUAGCGGGACACGUUUCCUCUUUAUCAUCCAGUACUGCGCAAAAACUAGGCUCUAGGAAAGAGAGCUUAUCACAUAGAAACAAUCUUCUCGUUCUGCGAACAGGCAAUACCCUCAUGGCGGACCUGGAAAUGCGAGAAUGGGGAAGGCCGCUGUCACUACAGUGUGCUAUUGACGAGGCAAUACGCAGUGGAAACAUGAUUUUUCUCGACACGUUUUUGAAUAGUCAGACAAGCCCUUUCAAGAGCGGUUGGCUACGACUACCAAGUCCUCCAAGCCUCUCCCAGGUUGUCACAUGGGGCAUGAAACAGGCGCGUGGUCUGGUUAUGGGCUCAGAUAGUGAUCAUCUAGCUGGCACUGGCAUGUUACAGACCAGUGAAUUGGUGCUUGUAGAUAACGUCAAGCAAGCAGCCAGUAGGCUCAUGAAAGGGGUCGUUGGCCACCAUAACUCGAGUGUUGACCGUAUAUACUCAAAAGAAAUGUUCAUGUUACAAUUUGCUCAUAUUUUUGGAGAAGAGACAUUACUAUCCACCACUGAUUUUAAUGUGCUACUUACUUAUCUAUCGAGAGAUCGAAAUAUAGUGUUAUAUGAUGGAAAGACCGUGAAAUUUAGAGACACGAGCGAUACAUCAGAUCGCAUCACACAGGAAGACGGGGCAAUCGCCUCCCUCAAGACAACGAUUGCCCGACUAACAUUGCAAGUGACCACCUUGGGUGAGAAGAUAAAAGAGCUCACUGCCAGCGCACAGAACGCUCUCGCAAGCAAGAACCGAAUCCUAGCCCUAUCAUCACUUAGGCUAAGGAAACUUGCAGAGCGUAACCUUCAACAACGUACCGAUACUCUAUGGCAGCUUGAAGAGAUAUACUCAAAGGUUGAACAAGCUGCUACUCAAGUUGACAUUGUGCGGGUGAUGCAGGCAAGUACAGGGGCACUUCGGCAACUCAACUCCCAGCUCGGCGGUGUGGACAAGGUUGAGGAUGUAGUCGAAGAGUUGAGAAAGGAAAUGGAUAACGUGGACGAGCUUGGAGGUGUAAUGAACGAGGCUGGGCCUGUUAUCGACGAGACCGAGCUAGACGAUGAGCUGCAAGAACUCGAGGACCAGGAGCGCGAAGCUAGGGAAGAGAAGGAAACAGAAGAGACUCGUCAACGACUAGCAGAGCUGGAGAAGAACCAAGGGGUAAUAAGAACCCCCGCCAGUGGAGGCACUGACAAUGAUUUGAAAGAGAGCAUUGACAAAUUGUCACAGAUGUCAAUCGGUGAUAAACGAUCAGAAAGGGAGAAACUGGACACCAAGCCGCUACCAGAAUCUGCGGAGUAG
Messenger RNA from Microsporum canis CBS 113480, 1476 nucleotides. RefSeq names its product SNF7 family protein. The transcript has 5 exons. NCBI's taxonomy places the organism in Eukaryota, Fungi, Ascomycota, Eurotiomycetes, Onygenales, Arthrodermataceae. The record is from RefSeq and is a predicted model, not a curated record. The coding region runs from base 1 to 1476 and encodes 491 amino acids. Gene Ontology annotation, biological process: late endosome to vacuole transport via multivesicular body sorting pathway; vesicle budding from membrane. Gene Ontology annotation, cellular component: cytoplasmic side of plasma membrane; multivesicular body; ESCRT III complex.